CCGGAAUCGUAUCGCGUUAUCGCUCAAUUCGAUUAAUCAUGUCUAUAUUUAAGUUAAGUAGUCUCGGUUAUAAUCGGCGUUUUUUAAUCAAGACUCGAACCACAUAUCGACCCGUUAUUUUGGCGGACCAAUGAGGUGUCUACUUUCAAUAUUUCCUGCCGCUGAACCGGUGUAUGAUUCCGCGAUUUGGAGAGAGACAGACUUACAGCGGGGUCUUGCCGCGAAAAUGAAGAAGGAGAGGAUUAGUGCGAGAUAGUGCAUCGAAUUCAUCGAUAGAAAACAAACGCAACUUUCACGUUUCGUUGCGUUUGUUUUCGUAAUUUGCGCAUGUGCGUAAAACCGAGUCUAGCGGGACCGUCGCGUGCAGUCGCAGUCGCGUGACGAUCGUAGUCGUAUGGGGGUGGUCACGUUCGCUCAAAUGAAUAAAAAUGAGUCGAUAAACAGAUAUGGGCCUCUCGUUGGUGCGAUCGACGAGGGCACAAGCAGUGCCAGAUUUCUGGUCUUUGCAGCCAAUACAGCAGAAGUCUUGACGUACCAUCAAGUCGCAAUAUCUCAAAUUUGUCCACAGGAAGGAUGGAUGGAACAGGAUCCUUUAGAGAUAUUACAAGCAGUUAGGGAAUGUCUUAAUCAAACAAUACACAACUUGAGGCAAUUGACAAUAGAUCCAUCCGAUAUAGUUGCCAUCGGUGUGACAAAUCAAAGAGAAACUACAGUUGUAUGGGAUUCUAUCACAGGAGAACCACUUUAUAAUGCCAUAGUAUGGAUGGACAUGAGAACCACUUCAAUAGUGGAUGAUAUAUUAAAGACUAUACGUAAUAAGAAUAAAAAUUACUUGAAGCCACUGUGUGGCUUACCAAUUAGUCCAUAUUUUAGUGCAUUGAAGCUGAAAUGGUUGUUACAAAAUGUGCCUCGUGUUCAAGAAGCAUUGGCAAAGGAGCGUCUCAUGUUUGGCACCAUUGAUUCUUGGCUAAUUUGGAAUCUGACUGGCGGUGCCAAGGGAGGUGUUCAUAGUACAGAUGUCACAAACGCUUCGAGAACAAUGCUCAUGAACAUUGUGACUCUCAAGUGGGAUCCUACUCUGUUGUCGUUUUUCAAAAUACCUGCCAAGAUCUUACCACGAAUACAAAGCUCGUCUGAGAUUUAUGGUUAUAUACAGGAUGAGCUUUUACAAGGUGUUCCUAUAUCAGGGUGCUUAGGUGAUCAACAGUCAGCCUUAGUAGGUCAAAUGUGUCUGCAACAAGGACUAGCGAAAAGUACUUAUGGCACUGGUUGUUUCCUUCUUUAUAAUACUGGCACAGCUAUUGUGGAUUCAGCACAUGGUUUGUUAACGACAGUCGCUUAUCAGUUGGGAAAGCAUGCUUCUCCAGUGUACGCUCUGGAAGGGUCGAUAGCUAUUGCCGGGGCCCUUAUACAUUGGUUGAAGGAUAAUCUAGAUAUAUUGAACGAUAUAAAAGACUGCGAAAAUAUCGUUGAGCAAAUAUCCAUGGACAACCGCGUGGUUUUUGUACCAGCGUUUGCUGGGCUAUAUGCUCCCUACUGGAGAAAGGAUGCACGCAGCGUCAUAUGUGGACUUACCGAAGAUACAAAUAGCUCGCAUGUUAUAAAGGCAGCUCUGCAAUCGGUAUGCUUCCAGAUCAGGGACAUUUUGGAAGCUAUGAAGGAGGAUACUGGCUUGGUGCUGUCGAAAUUGUUGGUCGAUGGGGCGAUGACGAACAACGACGUACUGAUGCAAAUGCAGGCAGACAUCUGCGGGAUUCCAGUAGUUAGGCCACUAAUGUGCGAGACCACUGCACUCGGAGUUGCGAUUGCCGCGGGAAGCGCGGAAGGAAUACGCAAGUGGGACGUAAAGAUCGAUGCUGCAGUUCCCAGCGACACUUUCCUGCCGACGAUUACUGAAAACGAGCGCGACAUCUUAUACUCGCAGUGGAAACUGGGCAUCGAGAGGAGCUUAGGGUGGGAGACGCUUCCGGAAACUGUUGAUACUGCUGUAAACGAUACAAAUGAUCUACAUAGAGCGACUGCUCCAGGUGUAUUUAUAAUAGGCACUAUAAUAUUACUUAUAGUUGCCAAAUUCAGAUCCACUUUGUAAUAAAUUUGUACGUGUAGUACCAUCUAUUGUACAUUGCAUUUAGACAGGAGCGAUCGAUGCAAUUGAGAACGUGCUUACCAUAGAUGUGAUAUGAUGUACCAUAUAUUUCAUCGUCCCGCUGCGUGUAUGUAAGACCAAGUGUUAUUUAUGAGCCAGGAGAAGGAAGAGUCAGGAAUAAAAAGUGCCAUAAUAUCGUGAUACAGUGACAGAGUCGUUUCGAUUAGAGUGUUAAUAAAUUAUUAAGUUACA
Harpegnathos saltator (Jerdon's jumping ant) is the source of this 2338-nucleotide messenger RNA. Its product is annotated as glycerol kinase. The transcript is spliced from 10 exons. NCBI's taxonomy places the organism in Eukaryota, Metazoa, Arthropoda, Insecta, Hymenoptera, Formicidae. The coding region runs from base 395 to 2089 and encodes 564 amino acids. Gene Ontology annotation, biological process: glycerol-3-phosphate metabolic process; carbohydrate metabolic process. The record is from RefSeq and is a predicted model, not a curated record. Gene Ontology annotation, molecular function: glycerol kinase activity. Gene Ontology annotation, cellular component: mitochondrion.